AUUUUUUGAAUAAAAGUUGAAGAAAAAAAUGAUUUCCCAUCAGUUUUUCAAAUUGUGUCCAGUAAAAAAGAAGUGAAAAAAAAAAUAAAAAAUGAAGAUUUUCUACUUUUUACUUUCCAUUAUUCUUCUGACUGUCAACAUUGUUAGCAGUCUACAAUUAGAAAAAAUUGUAACAGAAGAUGAUAUAAAUGCAGAAUUAAAACAUUUAGAUGCAUUUAUUGAUUGCUAUGGUAAUCGUUUUAAUGAAACAAUUACAAUUCUUGAGACUACUAUAGAAACAUUUAUUAAUGUUGGAGUAAGAGGAGAAAUAAUGUAUCAGAAAUUUUUUAAAAAUAUAAAUGAUUCAGGAUAUGAACUUCAAAAGGGAUUGUCGAAAAAUAUUGAAGUUAAUUUAACUGACUGUUUCGACAAGUUUGUUAAUUUUGAGGAAAAAGGUUUUGCAACAUUGCAAGAAACACGUGGUUGUUUGGUAUCAAAAACAAAUACAGCCUAUAAUAUUUCUAUUAGUGUUAAAACAACAUCUACAACACUUUUGACAACAUACUUUUCAUUCAAAACUGAAGCUGAUAACUGUUUAAAAAAUGAAGAUUCGAAUAAUAAUGAAAAAUUAAAAUGCCUUAAGAAUGUUUCAAUCAAGUCAACAUAUUUUAUGCUCAAUGAAAUGAAUAAUGGUUACCGUGAAAUUUUUAAAACGAAUGAAAAACUUGUGAAUAUACGCGAUGAAGAAAUGAAUCAAUGUUUAAAUUCAACAGAUUAUAUUGAAUUGAAUAAUAGUGAAAUUGUUCAAGAAAUUAAACAAUGCGUGCAAUGUCGACAUCAAUUAUUGUGAUUCGAAAAAGAAAAAAAAAUAUUUAUAUAUAUAUUUAUGUACAUUAUUCCUGCCGGAA
This is a messenger RNA of Leptopilina boulardi, 887 nucleotides long. RefSeq lists its product as uncharacterized. The record is from RefSeq and is a predicted model, not a curated record. The coding region runs from base 92 to 829 and encodes 245 amino acids. NCBI's taxonomy places the organism in Eukaryota, Metazoa, Arthropoda, Insecta, Hymenoptera, Figitidae. The transcript has 4 exons.